This is a messenger RNA of Centropristis striata (black sea bass), 11603 nucleotides long. RefSeq names its product assembly factor for spindle microtubules (gene aspm). NCBI's taxonomy places the organism in Eukaryota, Metazoa, Chordata, Actinopteri, Perciformes, Serranidae. The record is from RefSeq and is a predicted model, not a curated record. The transcript is spliced from 26 exons. Gene Ontology annotation, molecular function: protein binding. The coding region runs from base 201 to 10688 and encodes 3495 amino acids.
UCAUGAAACAACGCGACCGAAUUUCAAACUGGAUCCGUCAUGUUGUUGAAGGAAGCGUGUUUUAACGUUUUGCUCGUUAGCUACGAACAGACAGCGUUAGUAGUAAGUUAGCAGCGCACAUGCUGGACGUUUUUACUAAAAACUAACUCAGUAACAUGUAGCUAGCCGUUAGCAACUGCUACCUUUUUUAACAAGUUGAAAUGGCUGAAACUUCAACACGGAGAGGCUUUUUGGACUUCAGUCCGGUAAAGAGAGAGGACGCCAACAAGGAGAACGAUGUUCCAGUUUUGGUUUUGACCCUUUUUUCAAAGGCUCCUUUUGUGGCAUUUGGGACAGUGAAGUUGGGAACCUCCAAGUCUGUUAUUCUGCGUAUUGAGAACCCCACAGAGGAUGCAGAAGCGGAGGUUAUUGUGGAAAAAAUCCCUUCAAGUAAAGGGUUUUCUGUGGACCACAGCUCGUUCAUGAUACAGCCUGAAGACUCAUUCACGCUGAACGUAACCUGGACUCCGACAGAAGAAGGUGGAAUCAGAGAGCUCAUCGUCUUUAAAGCCAAUGGAGUCCUGAAACACCAGGCUGUGCUGCUGGGGAGGGCAGAGGCCCCUAAAAAGAAAAAGAAAAGCUUAUGGGACACAAUCAAAAACAAGAGGGAGGGUGAAAAUGUGGUAGCACCCAGGAGAAAGAAAACCGAACCGCCGCUGAAGAUGGCGGCCAAUAAAACCUUCCAAGUGUCCCGAAAGCCCCAGUACAGACGGGAGAAGCCCCGCAGCCCGCUGGCUUCUCUCAACGACGGCAAAGCUGCCAGAGAGAGGUCGCUCUCCAAGCAGAGUCUCGCUGACUGUUACGCUCAGCAACCAGAGUCCACACCGAUGCUUCUGGGCUUGUCGGACCAGGAGAACGUCCAUCACGGUCAGACAAACUCGCCUCUUGUUCUGCUCGUCCCGGCCGGAAAGCUGCCGAACAUGUCUGCCAGCCCAGAUGCUUUGGUGUGCAAACCUGAAAACAAGAUGCUCAACAGGACGCUGUCUCCCAUCGGGACCCCGGAGAUGUUUAAGAAGCUCAUGCCACGCAUUCAGACAGACAGCCCGCUCUCUGCUGCUGUAAAGUCUGAUCACGCCGACAGCGGGUUAACCGGAGCCCCGGUUUUAUCUUUGAAAGAUGCACUGGCCCUCAUCGACUCUGAUCUGAGCCAGCUGAGCACCAGUCCUCGAGACACGAGUUCCAGCUGCAGCUUUUCAGACUCGCUGGAAUCAAAGAGCCGUGGAGCCGACACGAAAGUCUUCAAAGCUUUACCUGACAGCCCACAGGGGUCCGACUCUGCUGAGCCCAGACUCACUUUCUUUGUCAGCAAAAAGGUCGCCGCAAGUGAGGAUUCAGAGGCGGAUAAUACGACAGAACGGGUGAAAAAAUCGUCUUUCACCUCCGCCACAGUGAUCAAGAGCAAAGCCCCGGUGGAGGCAAACCUCUCCAGUGGAAGGAAAAUAAAGAAGUCGAGGCGAAGGCUCUUGGAGAAAACACUGGAGUUAUCUGAAGGCAGCAGCUGUGAGUCUGGACCACCGGGAACCCCCAACCUUCCCGUCAUCCACCUGGACGCACAAACCAAAGGAUGGCCCAACUCUGAGCUGAGCCAACAGCUCAGAAGCUCACCUUCACCCAUCACCUUCCCCAUCACCUCCCCUCCAUCCAUGCUCCCUGCUCGUUUCUCCUUCUCAGCCGCUUCCCCACCUCCUCCUGCAUCCAUCUCCUUCACCAUCAGCUCUCCGUCACCUCUGAGCUCAUCCUCCCCUCUACACCACCACCACGCGUCUCCCACCGUCUCGGCGCCUCCGUCCGUCGAGGAGGACUUGUUUCCCGUGCAGGUGGCGUCGAAGAGCAAGAAGAGGAAGAGCGAAGAGUAUCUGAAAAGUGACGUGAAGAUUGAGGUUGCAGGAAAGGCGGAGCAGGUGAAAAGGAGCAGGGUGGCAGCUGGACGAGCCGAGCCCCCGAGAUCAGUCCAGGAGAGGAGGAGCGCUUCACAGAGGCAGCCGCACAAAACGGCAGGCCCGGUGCGAGCAAUGACGACAUCAUCUCUGAAGACUGUGAGAUCAGUAGUUCCCGCUCAGCCAAAGCAGUCAAGCUCAAAACUCUCCUCACGAGGAGUCCGGACUCUGAAGUCAGCAGGCGCUUCGUCCGCCAAGACGAAGAGUGUCGUAGCUGUGGCGCAGUCCAAGCUAACCUUUAUUAAGCCGACACAAACAGCCAUACCGAGACACCCAAUGCCGUUCGCUGCCAAGAACAUGUUCUACGACGAGCGGUGGAUCGAGAAGCAGGAGAGAGGAUUCACAUGGUGGAUCAACCACGUACUCACGCCGGACGACUUCAAAGUCAACACGGAAGUUGCUAAAAUGAACGCUGUGUCCCUCGCCAUGGGCAGCGGUAAUGAUAAGUACAACGUUCCCAAAGCUCCCACCAAAGAGGAGAUGUCUUUCAGCACGUACACGGCGCGGCGGAAGCUGAACCGCCUCCGCCGCUCCGCCUGCCAGCUGUUCACCUCGGAGCCCAUGGUCAAGGCCAUCCAGAGGCUGGAGCUGGAGGUGGAGGCCAAGAGGCUGCUGGUCCGCAAAGACCGCCAUCUCUGGAAGGACAUAGGUGAACGGCGAAAAGUCCUCGACUGGCUUCUCUCAUACAACCUGCUGUGGCUACGGAUCGGGCUCGAGACGAUCUUCGGGGAGUUGAUCUCGCUGGAGAGCAACAGUGACGCUGUGGGUCUGGCCAUGUUCGUCCUCCAGCGGCUGCUCUGGAACCCGGACAUCGCCGCUGAGUACAGACACGCCAAAGUGCCUCACCUGUACAGAGACGGCCACGAGGAGGCGCUGUCUCGCUUCACGCUGAAGAAGCUGCUCCUGCUGGUGUGUUUCCUGGACAAAGCCAAAGAGUCACGGCUGAUCGAGCACGACCCCUGUCUGUUCUGCCUGGACGCAGAGUUCAAGACGAGUAAAGACCUGCUCCUCGCCUUCUCCAGGGACUUCCUCAGCGGCGAGGGGAUCCUCUCACGGCACCUCGGCCUCCUGGGGUUACCCGUCUCCCACGUCCAGACGCCCCUGGACGAGUUCAACUUUGCCGUGAAGAAUCUGGCAGUGGACUUGAGAUGCGGCAUUCGUCUUGUACGUGUGAUGGAGCUCCUCGUCCACGACUGGAGUUUUUCCGCAAAGCUGCGCCUGCCCGCCAUCAGCCGGCUGCAGAAGGUCCACAACGUGGACGUGGCUCUGCAAGUGCUGAAGAGCAAAGGCGUCGACCUCAAGGAUGAGCACGGCUCCAACAUUGAUUCCAGAGACGUUGUUGAUGGACACAGAGAGAAGACUCUGAGCCUCCUGUGGAAAAUCAUCUUCGCAUUUCAAGUGGAGGUGAUUCUGGAGGAGGAUCAGCUGAGGGAGGAAAUCAGCUUCCUGAAAAGAACGCUGAGUACCAAACGGAGGCUGGCGUCACUGCGGGCGGAUCGGGGCCUUCAGCUGAGUCCUGCCAAGACCAGGAGGCCCUACGAACACAGCAGCACCAAGAUCACCCUGCUGAUGGACUGGACCCGCACCGUCUGUGACUAUUACAGCCUCAAGGUGGAGAACUUCACGGUGGCGUUCUCGGACGGCCGCGUCCUCUGCUACCUGAUCCACCACUACCACCCCGGCCUGCUGCCAGAGAGCGCCGUCAGCCACAGCACCACCCAGACCGUGGAGUGCUCGCCGAGGGGCCGACUGGAGCUCGACUGCUCCGACAGCGACUCCGACGGCUCCUUCCACUCAUCGCCGCCCGGCCUACACGGCGAAGAUUCCCCGUCAGUGAAAUUCAAAGAGCUGCUGGAGAACGAGAAAAACAACUUCAGACUGGUCAACACGGCGGUGUCCUUCCUGGGCGGAGUGCCCGCCAUGAUCAACCCAGCUGACAUGUCCAACACCAUCCCCAACGAGAAGGUGGUGAUGUCUUACCUGUCCUUCCUCUGCGCUCGUCUGCUGGACCUGCGGAACGAAACCAGAGCGGCUCGAGUCAUCCAGGGCGCCUGGAGGAAAUACAGGCUGAAGAAAGAUCUGCAGCUCUACAAGGAAAGAAACAUGGCUGCUCUGAAAAUCCAGUCUCUUGUGAGGACAUUUCUCCAGAAGCGCAGAGCUCGGAGGCAGAAUCACGCCGCCGCUGUCAUCCAGUCCGUCUGGAGGGGUUACAUCGCCCGCAACAGGCUGAGGCUGCAGAAACAGGCUCAGCUCCGGGCUCUGCAGCAUGAAGCCGCAACUCUCAUACAGGCUCAGUGGAGGAUGAUUUCAGCCACGAGAGAUUUCCAACGCCUCAGAUACUACGCCAUUGUUAUCCAGGCACAGUGGCGGAUGAGACGGGCCGCGGCUGCUUACGGAAGGAUCUGCUGGGCAGCAGCUGUCAUUCAGAAGCACUCACGAGCACGGGCUCUGGCGAGGAGAGAUCGCGAACAUUAUCUCGCUUUUAGAACCGCAGUGGUGAAAAUCCAGAGAGGGUACAGGAGAUGGAAAGCCCAGAAGACGGAGAAGGAAAACAGGGCCGCCAAAGUGAUACAAGCUGUGUUUAAGAAGUGGUUUGAGCAGAAAGUGGCUGAAAGAACCGCCGCUGCCAUAAAGAUUCAGUCUUGGUACAGGAUGCACAGGCGUCAACAUCAAUAUAGAAAAAUCAAGAGGAGCAUCGUGCUCAUUCAAGCCCAGUUCAGAGGUCGUGCUCAGAGGCGCUGCUUCCACACGCUGAAACUGCAGCACCGCUCGGCCGUGGUCAUCCAGAGCGCCUUCAGAGGGCACGCCGUCAGAAAACAGGUGGCGGAGAUGAGAGGCGCUGCAGUGGUAAUCCAGCGCUGGUUCAGGGCCUCUGUGAAAAGAGACACAGAGAGGCAAAUGUUUGUGAGGCUGAAAUGCGCCGCCAUCACCACGCAGGCGGCUUAUCGCGGGAAAGUGGCGCGAGAGUUGCUGAAAAAACAGCGGCAGGCAGCCACGGUAAUCCAGGCAGCUUUCAGGAAGUAUGCUGCCCAAAGGCGCUACCUCGCCCUGAGAAAAGCUGCGAGCGUGAUCCAGCAAAAGUACAGAGCCACGGUUUUGGCUCGCGAGGCGAAGAAGGACUACGAGGCUCUCAGGAAAGCUGCACUUGCCGUACAAGCUCACUGGAGAGGCCGAGCCGACAGGACGAGGAUGAAGAAGCGGCAUCAGUGUGCAACUCUGAUUCAGGCGCUCUACCGUAAACACAGAGCACAAGCAGAGUACAGGUCCAAGAAGGCCUGUGCUGUGGUUCUACAGCGCCACUACAGAGCUCACGUGGCUGGAAAAGAGGCGAGGGUAGCGUACCUGCACACAAGAGCAGCCUGCGUUACUCUGCAAGCUGCAUUCAGAGGCAUGAGAGUCCGAGCAGAGCUGAGGAGAAAUCGCCGUGCAGCGACUGUCAUCCAGUCUUCGGUCAGGAUGUUUUUAUGUAGAAAACGAUAUCUCCUCCUACAAAGUGCGGCGAUUAUCAUCCAAAGCAGAUACAGAGCUCUUCAGGUCUGCAGGGAGCAGCAGAAAGAAUACAGAGAGCUAAAGCAGGCCACCAUAAAGAUACAAGCGGCCUACCGGGGACUGAGAGUGAGAGGAGAUCUGAAGAAGAAGCACGAAGCAGCCACGGCGAUCCAAGCUCAGUUCAGGAUGCACAGGACACGUAUGGCUUACCUUGCCACCAAGUGUGCCGCAAUCAUUCUUCAGGAGCACUACAGGGCCAAAAUGCUCCGGGAUCAACAGAUGAAAAGGUAUAAGAUGAUGAAAUCUGCAGCUGUGGUCAUCCAGGCAGCAUAUCGUGGCCACAGGGUCAGGAGGGAGGUCGCAGACAUGCACCGAGCUGCUACGAUCAUUCAGAGAAAGUUCAGCGCCGUUAAAGAUAGAAACAGGUUCCUAGCUCUCAGGGCAGCCGCCUCGGUUUGUCAGCAGAGGUUCAGAGCAGCAACUCUGGCAAGAAAAGACCGCUUGGACUACCUGUCGAAGCGCAGGGCCAUCAUCUGUCUGCAGGCCGCCUAUCGAGGAUGUGAGGUCAGAAAGCGGCUGCGUGUCCAGCACAGGGCCGCUGUGACAAUCCAGUCUCACUUCCGAAAGUAUCAGCGGAGAACCUACUACGAGGCGCUCCGCAGGGCUGCCAGGGUUCUGCAAGCACGUUACAGAGCAAACAAGAAAAUGAGAGUUGAGAUGCAAGCCCUGAGUACCAAGAGGAGCGCUGCUGUUGUCUUACAAGCUGCAUUCAGAGGAAUGAAGUCAAGGAAAACUAUCAAACAAAGACAUCAUGCUGCCAGUGUUCUCCAGAGAGCUUACAGAGCCCACUGUGAGCACAAACACUAUCUGACCUUGAAGUCCUCCGUCCUCCUCAUUCAGCGGAGGUACCGGGCCACUGUGGCUGCAAAGGAACAAAUGCAAGAAUACCAAAAAAUGCGCAAAGCUGCAGUUCUGCUUCAGGCAGCGUACAGAGGUCAGCAGGUCAGAAAGGAGGUUGCUGGUUGGCAUCAGGCUGCCACUGUGAUCCAGUCUGCAUUCAGAAAACACAGAGAGGAAGUCAAGUUCAAGGCCAUGCGUCUGUCUGCCAUCAUCAUCCAGAGAUACUAUCGCUCCUGUGUUCUGCAGAGGCAAGAAAGAGAAAAGUUCCUGAAAAUGAGACGUUCUGCAGUCGUUCUUCAGGCAGCUUUCAGAGGUCGUCGUGUGCGAAGCCGCAUCACCAAGAUGCACAGGGCAGCUGCUGUCAUUCAGGCAAACUUCAGGAGGCACAAACAGCAGUCAGCCUUCAGGAAACAGCGCUGGGCAGCCUGUGUCUUACAGCAGAGGUUUAGAGCUCAGAGACAGAGAAACACUGACAAAAAACAUUAUCAAAACUGCAGAAAAGCUGCAGUCGUGUUACAGGCUGCAUAUCGAGGAAUGAAAUCCAGAAAAGUCCUCAAACAAAGACAUCAUGCUGCCAGUGUUCUCCAGAGAGCUUACAGAGCCCACUGUGAGCACAAACAGUAUCUGACCUUGAAGUCCUCCGUCCUCCUCAUUCAGCGGAGGUACCGGGCCACUGUGGCUGCAAAGGAACAAAUGCAAGAAUACCAAAAAAUGCGCAAAGCUGCAGUUCUGCUUCAGGCAGCGUACAGAGGUCAGCAGGUCAGAAAGGAGGUUGCUGGUUGGCAUCAGGCUGCCACUGUGAUCCAGUCUGCAUUCAGAAAACACAGAGAGGAAGUCAAGUUCAAGGCCAUGCGUCUGUCUGCCAUCAUCAUCCAGAGAUACUAUCGCUCCUGUGUUCUGCAGAGGCAAGAAAGAGAAAAGUUCCUGAAGAUAAAGCAAUCCACCAUCACGCUUCAGGCAGCUUUCAGAGGUCGUCGUGUGCGAAGCCGCAUCACCAAGAUGCACAGGGCAGCUGCUGUCAUUCAGGCAAACUUCAGGAGGCACAAACAGCAGUCAGCCUUCAGGAAACAGCGCUGGGCAGCCUGUGUCUUACAGCAGAGGUUUAGAGCUCAGAGACAGAGAAACUUUGAAGCAAAACAUUAUCAGGAGGUUAGGGAAGCUGUCAUUAAUCUACAAGCCGCCUUCCGUGGAAUGAAAUCCAGAAAAGUCCUCAAACAAAGACAUCAUGCUGCCAGUGUUCUCCAGAGAGCUUACAGAGCCCACUGUGAGCACAAACACUAUCUGACCUUGAAGUCCUCCGUCCUCCUCAUUCAGCGGAGGUACCGGGCCACUGUGGCUGCAAAGGAACAAAUGCAAAAAUACCAAAAAAUGCGCAAAGCUGCAGUCCUGAUUCAAACUACUUACAGAGGUCAGCAGGUCAGAAAGGAGGUUGCUGGUUGGCAUCAGGCUGCCACUGUGAUCCAGUCUGCAUUCAGAAAACACAGAGAGGAAGUCAAGUUCAAGGCCAUGCGUCUGUCUGCCGUCAUCAUCCAGAGAUACUAUCGCUCCUGUGUUCUGCAGAGGCAAGAAAGAGAAAAGUUCCUGAAAAUGAGACGUUCUGCAGUCGUUCUUCAAGCAGCUUUCAGAGGUCGUCGUGUACGAAGCCGCAUCACCAAGAUGCACAGGGCAGCUGCUGUCAUUCAGGCAAACUUCAGGAGGCACAAACAGCAGUCAGCCUUCAGGAAACAGCGCUGGGCAGCCUGUGUCUUACAGCAGAGGUUUAGAGCUCAGAGACAGAGAAACUCUGAAGCAAAACAUUAUCAAAACUGCAGAAAAGCUGCAGUCGUGUUACAGGCUGCAUAUCGAGGAAUGAAAUCCAGAAGAAUUGUUAAACAAAGACAUCAUGCUGCCAGUGUUCUCCAGAGAGCUUACAGAGCCCACUGUGAGCACAAACACUAUCUGACCUUAAAAUCCUCCGUCCUCCUCAUUCAGCGGAGGUACCGGGCCACUGUGGCUGCAAAGGAACAAAUGCAAAAAUACCAAAAAAUGCGCAAAGCAGCAGUCCUGAUUCAGACUGCUUUCAGAGGUCAGCAGGUCAGAAAGGAGGUCGCUGGUUGGCAUCAAGCUGCCACUGUGAUCCAGUCUGCAUUCAGAAAACACAGAGAGGAAGUCAAGUUCAAGGCCAUGCGUCUGUCUGCCGUCAUCAUCCAGAGAUACUAUCGCUCCUGUGUUCUGCAGAGGCAAGAAAGAGAAAAGUUCCUGAAGAUAAAGCAAUCCACCAUCACGCUUCAGGCAGCUUUCAGAGGUCGUCGUUUGCGAAGCCGCAUCACCAAGAUGCACAGGGCAGCUGCUGUCAUUCAGGCAAACUUCAGGAGGCACAAACAGCAGUCAGCCUUCAGGAAACAGCGCUGGGCAGCCUGUGUCUUACAGCAGAGGUUUAGAGCUCAGAGACAGAGAAACACUGACAUAAAACAUUAUCAAAACUGCAGAAAAGCUGCAGUUGUGUUACAGGCUGCAUAUCGAGGAAUGAAAUCCAGAAAAGUCCUCAAACAAAGACAUCAUGCUGCCAGUGUUCUCCAGAGAGCGUACAGAGGUUUCUCUGAACGCAAACAGUAUCUGAAAUUGAAAUCCUCGGUCCUCAUUAUCCAGCAAAAAUAUCGGGCUGCUGUUGCAGCUAAAGCACAAAGAACCAAAUACCUGGAAAUGCUCAGCGCAGCAGUCCUGCUUCAGGCAGCGUACAGAGGUCAGCAGGUCAGAAAGGAGGUCGCUGGUUGGCAUCAGGCUGCCACUGUGAUCCAGUCUGCAUUCAGAAAACACAGAGAGGAAGUCAAGUUCAAGGCCAUGCGUCUAUCUGCCAUCAUCAUCCAGAGAUACUAUCGCUCCUGUGUUCUGCAGAAGCAAGAAAGAGAAAAGUUCCUGAAGAUAAAGCAAUCCACCAUCACGCUUCAGGCAGCGCUCAGAGGCUGGUCCAUCAGGACGGACAUUAACCGACAAAAUCGAGCUGCCAUUGUGAUCCAGUCGUGCUGGAGAUGCUCCGUGCAGAGGCGAACCUUCCAGAGGAAGAGGGAGGCGGCUGUCAAAGUCCAGCGUUGGGUCCGAGCAGCACGGCUCUGCAGGCUGGAGAGGAACAACUACAGCAGGACGAGGGAAGCCGCCGUCACACUGCAGACACACUGCAGAGCGUGGAUCGCACGACGGCGGGUGCGAGAGCGAGCCGAAGCAGAGAGGAGGCUUCGCUUCACGGCGGCGGCUUUCCACCAUCUCAGCGCCGUCAAGAUCCAGCGAGCUCUGAGAGCGCACUGGGCUCUGGAGUCUGCCAAAAGACAAAUCCACUCUGUCAUCACAGUGCAGCGGUGGGUGAGAGCGAGGCAGCAGAGGAGACGGUAUCUGGAGGACAGGAGAAAGGUGGUUCUAGCCCAGGCGGCGGUGAAGCGCUGGUUAGCUCGGCGCCACGCGGCGGCGUCCGUCAUCCAGCAGGCCGUCCGCAGAUUCCUCCUCCUCAGGCGGCAGAAGAGGAUUCAACAGGGCAUUGUCAAAGCUCAGGCUCUCUGGAGAGGACACCGCUCCCGGCUACUGAAUGACAAUGCCAAGGUGGUGAAGCUGAGACGGCGCCUACGCGAGGUCUCUGCCGGCAUCCGAGAGGAGGACAAACUGUGCAACAAGACGUCGUCCGCCCUCGACUACCUGCUGCGAUACAAACACUUCUCCUACAUCCUGGAGGCCCUGAGGAACCUCGAGACCGCCACCAGGCUGUCCCCGGAGUGCUGCGAGCGGCUGGUGGAGAGCGGCGCCACCAACAUCAUCUUCACACUCAUCCGCUGCUGCAACCGGAGCGUCCCCUGCAUGGACGUCAUCACCUACUCCGUCCAGAUCCUCCUCAACCUCUCCAAGUACCACAAGACCACCGAGGCGGUGUAUUUGGUGGAGAACUCCGUGGAGACGCUGCUGGACCUGCUGCAGAGAUACCGGGAGAAAGCGGGGGACAAAGUGGCAGAAAAGGGCGGCAGCAUCUUCACCAAAGCCUGCUUCCUCCUCGCUCUCCUCCUGCAAGACAAGCACCGCGCAGUGGAGGUUAUGAAGCUACCCAAAGUGUGUGACAGGAUACGCAGUAUUUACCGCCUCACGGUCCGAAAAAACAAGAUGGAUGCAGAAAGAAGCAUCAUGAAACAGAAGAUGAAUGCAUCGAUCAACGGGAGCUUCCUUGUUCCAGCAACACCUCGUAAAUCCCGCCCAGCGCCAAAAUUUGCACCAGAUUGGGUUCUGAGGAAGGACCGGCUCCGGGAUGUUGUUGACCCAUUCAGGGCCAUACAAAUGCUGGCAAACACACUGUCCAUUGUAUUGUAAGAUGUAAAAUUAAAAACCUGAUUCUUCAUCUUGUUUUUUAAAAUAUUGUUUUAUGUAUUUUUACUGUUUUUGAAAUGAGUUCCAUGUUUGUUUUUCAUGUACAUAUUAAAAUGGAAUUUUUUUUUAAGCAUGGGCCAGUUUUCACGUCUUUUAAUGCAUUUUUUUAAUUUAUUUUUUUGCUCAAAAUGAAGCUGAUCAGGUGUGUGUGCGUGUGUGUGUGUGUGUGACGUUCACUACUGUGACUACUUGAUCUACAGAGACAGAGGAAAGCUCAGAAAGCAAAUCAUUUUAUACAUGAGUCAAAAAAAGAAAUAGUAGUGUGUGUGUUCUUCGGUUUCUGUAUCUACAUUUUUCACGUCACUUGCUUUAUUUUAAUUUUAGAUUCCUAAAUUACACAGAAAUAACUUCAGCAUUCAAACUAUUAACUUUCAAGUCAUGAGUUUAUAAAAGAGAAUAUUAGACUUAUAUAUUGCGCUUUGUGCUCCCAUCUGAACCCCAACAAGCUAUUCUACUGCAAUAUAUAAAAUCUAUAUAAAUUCCUAAAGUAAAAGUCUUGCAGCUCUAUGGAAUCGGCACAAUAAUGGCUGGAAGUGGGAACAACUCAAAAACGUCUUUAGUGUGGAAUGACACCGUUAUGACAUAAAUCAUAAAAAAUGAAGAAAAUGUUUUUCUCCAUAUAUUAUUUUCAAACAAAUUGGAAUUUAUACAUAAACAUUUUUCCAAAUGCCCACAAGUGUCAUGAAUAUCGCGGGGAAAAAAUGGGUCUCCACAUAUUGUACAUAUUCAAGUAUCAUGUUUCCAGCCUCUCCUGUCCUGUCCUCUCUGCUCUAUGUAAACAGCCUCUCCUGUCCUCUCCUCUCAGCUCUGUGUAAACAGAUUUUCUUCUUUCUCAUUUCUUUAAAUGACACAUGUAGA